AUGGCAUCCAAGACAAAGCAGACGAAACAAGAUAGCACGAGCGCUGGGAAAAAUAAGCAAGGAGAAAGUACCAAGAAUGGAGAUACAUCUGAAGGAACAAGCAACAAGGAAACACUUGCCAAAGAGAGGAAAUCAUACUUGCAGAAGGAAUACCAGAUCCUCACUGAACAUAUGAACACGUACAUGGGAAGACUGGAGCAUUUCCUGCAGGAAAAUAAAUUUCUAGAAAAGGAAGCCCAACGGAACCAGGAAGAGAGCAACACUUACCUCUCCUACAUAAAAAAACACAGGCAGAAGUGCCAGAAUCUGAUAAUAACAUUAAACGACCAGAAUCACACCGAUCUGUCUCAAGUCCGUGAGGAGAAAGAGCAGCUGAUCUCACAAUAUGCAGAAAAAGAGAAGGAGGUAAGGAGCCAUCUGACGAACAUGGAGACAAAGUACUCUCUUAUGAACCAGGAGGUUGAAGACCUGGAGCCUCUCAAAUAUCAAUCUGUUCAGCUGGAACAGACAAAAAAGAUUAAAGAGCUGGAGAAGGAAUUGUUGGUCACAAAGAUUCAGCAUUCGGAGCAAAUGCACAAAAUCAAGAGCAGAUUUGUCCAGGCCAAGGCUGACUGUGAGAUGAACUGUCAUCAGAAGAUCGAGCUUCUCACCAAGAGAGCAGAAGAAGCAGCGAUACAAGCUCUGAUUCAGCAUAUCAGACAAGUGAAAGCAGAGAACUGGCAUCUGCGCUGGGAAUUGCGCAGACUCAUCCAACACUCCAAAAUCCUGAAAGAAACCAAAGUUCGACUGAGAGAGCAGCAGGAGCAGCUUCUUCGGGAGAACCAGUACAUUCAGGACAUGGCCCAGCUGCAUGGGAUUAUGAGGAGAGGCUCAACAUGA
Pterocles gutturalis (yellow-throated sandgrouse) is the source of this 879-nucleotide messenger RNA. It is a transcript of the gene CCDC166, whose product is annotated as coiled-coil domain containing 166. Bases 1 to 879 code for a protein of 292 amino acids. NCBI's taxonomy places the organism in Eukaryota, Metazoa, Chordata, Aves, Pterocliformes, Pteroclidae. The transcript is spliced from 2 exons. The record is from RefSeq and is a predicted model, not a curated record.